AUGGCUUUCUGCGGCAGCCAAUCCGCGAUCUGGGCCAGGCAUGGCGUCCGCGGCCUGCGGCCUUUCUGCCCCGCCAGCAGCCGCGUGUCGAUCCGCAGCAAUGCAGUUGCCGAGGUGGCCACUACGGCGCUGCCAUCCGUGGCGCCGGCCUUCAAAGCCAACCUGGACUUCAAGUUUGUCAGGGACAACCUGCAGCUGAUUGCCGACAACUGCAAGCUCCGUAACAGCCCUGGGGAUCCUGCGCGCGUGGCGCAGCUGUACGACGAAUUCACGCGGCUCAAGCAGGAGAGCGACUCGCUGCGAGCCAGUCGGAACGAGAACAGCGCGGCUAUGAAGGGCAAGCUGGAGCCCGACGCGCGGCAGCAGCUCAUCUCCAAGGGCCAGGCCCUCAAGCAGCAGCUGGAAGACGUGGAGGCCCGCCUCACCUCCCUCGAAAACGCCCUGCAGGUCGAGGGCCAGCGGCUGCCCAACCUGACGCACCCCGACGUGCCGGCCGGCGGCGAGGACAACGCGACGCUGCUGCGCACGGUCGGCGUGCCGCGGGAUUUCGGGUUUGCGCCGAAGGACCACGUGACACUGGGUGAGGCGCUCGGCCUGCUGGAUUUCGAGGCCGCGGCGGAGGUGUCGGGGUCAAAGUUCUAUUACCUGAAGAACGCGGCGGCGCUGCUCGAGCUCGCGCUGGUCAACUACGCGAUGACCAAGGUUUGA
This is a messenger RNA of Monoraphidium neglectum, 708 nucleotides long. RefSeq names its product seryl-tRNA synthetase. Gene Ontology annotation, biological process: mitochondrial seryl-tRNA aminoacylation. Lineage: Eukaryota; Viridiplantae; Chlorophyta; Chlorophyceae; Sphaeropleales; Selenastraceae. The record is from RefSeq and is a predicted model, not a curated record. Bases 1 to 708 code for a protein of 235 amino acids. Gene Ontology annotation, molecular function: ATP binding; tRNA binding; serine-tRNA ligase activity. Gene Ontology annotation, cellular component: mitochondrion. The transcript is spliced from 2 exons.